This is a messenger RNA of Colossoma macropomum (tambaqui), 5314 nucleotides long. It is a transcript of the gene sema6bb, whose product is annotated as sema domain, transmembrane domain (TM), and cytoplasmic domain, (semaphorin) 6Bb. Lineage: Eukaryota; Metazoa; Chordata; Actinopteri; Characiformes; Serrasalmidae. Gene Ontology annotation, biological process: neural crest cell migration; positive regulation of cell migration; semaphorin-plexin signaling pathway. Bases 512 to 3139 code for a protein of 875 amino acids. Gene Ontology annotation, molecular function: semaphorin receptor binding; chemorepellent activity. The transcript has 17 exons. The record is from RefSeq and is a predicted model, not a curated record.
CACACACACACGGGGAGCUCACUGCACGGAGAAGCCGAACCUGUGAGGAGCGCACGCGCUGCUGUGUGUUUUCGGUGCUGCUCCUGCUGGAGAGAGAGAGAGAGAGUGAGUGAGUGAGUGAGUGUGAGUGAGAGACAGUUGUUGUCGCGUUUGUGGAGGCGAUGCCACGGCGGCGGCGCGCGGGACCCGAUCUGCACGGAGACAGGUGCGCGAGCGCAGGAGAGGAACGUUAGAGAGAGCCAGCACGCUCGCGCCUGGAGGGAGGGAGGGAGUGAGAGGGGGGGGUUGGACCACGCGCCAUUGGACCCCAUUUUUUGACCCCCCUCCUUUUUUUUUUACCCUUAUACCCCCUCGUGCCCCGUCUUCUGCUUCUUCUUCUCCUCCUUUUCCACUCGUUCAUUCUGGAUUUUAGUCCUCGCGACGCAAAGGAAAAGGCAAAGAGGAGCUCGAGACACGGAUUGGCACGCAGCGCACAUUUCAUCCACGUCAACCGCGUUUGGGUUCUGCUGCCAUGACGACCCUGGUUGGACCGUUCCUCACGCUCCUCUGGCUGGUCCAGGUGGUGUGUUCUGUGUUUCCGGAGGAGCCUGGACCCCUGAGCUCCAUCCCCACUGAAGUGGUCAGGAGGUAUCCGGUGUUUCUGGGCCGACCGCACCGCUCGUCUCUGAGGCAGGAGCCGCUACACAUCCAGAGAAUCCUGCAGGUCAACCGCACUCUGUACAUCGGGGCCAGGGAUGACCUUUUCCGUGUGGAGCUGGACAAUGUGGUGGGAGACGAGAUGUUCUACAGUAAGAAGAGGACGUGGGAGUCCAACAGGAAUGAUAUCAGGAUCUGUAGGAUGAAGGGCAAACAUGAGGACGAGUGUCGAAACUACAUCAAGGUUUUGCUGAGUCGGCAGGGCGGACUCUUCGUCUGCGGGACAAACGCCUUCAACCCACUCUGCGCAAACUACACCGGAGACACUCUGGAGAUGGUGGGUGAGACGGUCAGUGGGAUGGCUCGCUGCCCUUAUGACCCCAAACAUGCCAACGUGGCUCUGUUUGCAGAUGGAAACCUCUUCACUGCCACAGUGACCGAUUUCCUGGCCAUAGAUGCGGUGAUCUACAGGAGUUUGGGGGACAGUCCUGCUCUCCGCACCGUCAAACACGACUCCAAGUGGUUCAGAGAGCCUUACUUCGUCAGCGCUGUGGAGUGGGGACCACACAUUUACUUCUUCUUCAGAGAAAUGGCCAUGGAGUUCAACUACCUGGAGAAGGUGGUGGUCUCCCGUGUGGCUCGUGUGUGUAAGAGUGAUAUGGGCGGUUCUCAGCGGGUGUUGGAGAAGCAGUGGACAUCAUUUCUGAAGGCCAGAUUGAACUGCUCCAUCCCCGGAGACUCACACUUCUACUUUAAUCUGCUGCACUCCACCAGCCCCAUCCUCCGCCUGCACGGCCGAGACAUCAUACUGGCUGUGUUCUCCACACCAUCCAACAGUAUCCCAGGUUCAGCGGUGUGUGCGUUUGAUAUGGAACAGCUAGCAGCCGUGUUUGACGGCAGAUUUAAGGAGCAGAAAUCUCCAGAGUCGAUCUGGACGCCUGUGGCAGACGAACUCAUCCCCAAACCAAGGCCAGGAGGGUGCGCCAUCCAAGGCUCAAAGUUCAACUCCUCUAACUCCUUCCCUGACGAAAUGCUGAACUUCGUGAAGACCCACCCGCUGAUGGACGAGGCCGUGCCGUCUUUGGGCCAGAGGCCAUGGAUCGUUAGGACGAUGGUCAGAUAUCAGCUCAACAAGAUGGUGGUAGACACGAACGCUGGUCCCCACGGCAACCGGACCGUCCUGUUCCUGGGUUCCAGCCGCGGGACCAUCCUCAAAUUCCUGAUCGUCCCCAACCGGGACAACACAGCGUCCAACAACAAUGUCUUUCUGGAGGAGCUGGAGGGCUACAACCCAGAGAAGUGCAGUCAGGACACUCCUCAGGCCCGGCAGCUGCUGUCUCUCUCUCUGGACUCCAUCAGCCACACCCUCCUGCUGGCCUUUCCGUCCUGUGUGGUCAGAGUGCCUGUAGCCCGCUGCCAACUUUACUCCCGCUGCAUGAAAAACUGCAUCGCCUCUCGGGACCCUUACUGCGGCUGGACCAGGGGGAGCACCUGCUCCUUCCUCCGCGCCGGCACCAGGCUUCCCUUCGAACAGGACGUAGAUCAUGGAAACACCUCUUACUUGGGCGACUGUGACGGUCUCCUGCAGGAGAGUUAUGUGGAGGAGCCUGACGGCCUGGUGUCCGUCAACCUACUGGUUUUGUCUGCAGCUUCAGCGUUUGCCACUGGGGCGGCGCUCUCUGGCCUGAUGGUUUGCUGGAUCAUGACAGUCAAGCACCGCCAACGCACCAGAGGAGGAGGGUCCGGCCCUGCUGGGCGGCGCAAGGGCGACAAGGAGCAGAGCAUGCUGGGACACAGACGCAGCGGUUCCGUGAUUAGCGUGACGAGGAUUAGCGAAAGACCUCACUCUCAGGUUGAAAACCUCUUCACCAACGGAUGGCCCAAGUCUGGAGAGAUGGACCCAGGGCUGCCAACCCCAGAGCAGACCCCACUGCAACAGAAACGUCCCACGCCCAACGUCCACCUCCCGGACUCCGACUGGGACCAGAGCCAGACCUUUAUCACCCAGACUGGGCCAGCUAACACCGCCGUUUUGUACCUGAGCUCUGAUUACCUCCAGGGCAGCAACGGAGGGCGACAAGAUGAUCCGGGUGACGUCGCCCCACACACUGAGAGGCAGCGCUAUCUGAUACUAUCUCACCCUCCCAUCCAGAGAGAGCAAAGUGGGCGUUGUUCAGCCCCUGCAACCCGUAAUUCCGCUGGUGAUUAUCGCCCUGCUACACCUCAAGAUUCGCCCGACCGCAGGAGGGUGGUUUCAGCACCCACAACACAAUCAGAUUAUGGCGAUCCUCCGCGCUGGACCCACAAUGGCUUCAACUUCAACAGCAACAACGGCACACCUAGUGGACACCACCACCAUCACCACUACCCUGUACAGCCGCGUACCAAUGCAUCCUUGGUUCGGCCCUCUCUCCACUCCACUAGGGGGCACAGCGAGCUGCAGGACUACAGCCACUUCAGCUUGGGUAAGAAUGCAAGCGAGCGCACUGCCAAUGGACAGUGAGGCCUUGAUUUUGUCCUUCGGACUGCCAUCGCCCCAGAGACUCAGACUCAAAUUUGGACUUCUCUCUCCUGCCGUGACUUCCUACUUGCCCAAACUCUCUCACUGCCAUCCAGUGUCUCCAAAAGUCUCCAAAACAUCCUAACACCACCACUGGGAAAACUGUAAAAGAAAGUUCAGCACAGAGAGAGAAAGAAACAGAGAGUUAGAAGAUGGAGUGGAACUUUCCCUAAAGCUUCCCCACAACCUUUAGCACUUAGUACAUUGGCGGCCUCUGUUGCCUCUUGGCCGAUAAGCGACUGAAGGCAACUCUUUAGGAACCAGGGAGUAAACGAAUCAAUUAAUAUCGGUAUACUGUGAACUGCUAGGUUGACUGUCCAGCAAACAGUAGCAUUUGAGCAUUUGCAGAAAGUCUCUCUCAGCUGACUCGGUGGACGUGACGGCUUUCCCUGCUUUUUCCAGCCCUUCAUUCUGUUUUGUGGGUUUUACUGUGGUCAGCAGACACGUAUGCGAGUGUAUGUGAUACGAAGAGUGCUGGAGGGCUCCAAGCCGUCACAAAAUCUGAGAUGAGUCUGGAUAAACCUCAAGGACUUAAAGAGCAAGGAGUCUACCGACACUGGAGAUACUCAGAGAGCCUGAUCUGAUGUCAACUGACUCUCCCUCCCCCCCUUUACAGCCCUCCUUUUUUCUCUGUGUUAGGAAGCAAUCAAAAGACAACUGCCAUGUGACUUUAUGUCUAAAGACCUGUGUGCGUUUUCUAUCAGACUGUGUGUGGGUGAACGGAAGCGAAGAGCGUUUGCCAACAAUCGUGGAAUCGAUCGCGUCGUUGCUGUGGCAGCAGAAGGCUGCAGACAGCAGGGAAACGUUGGGAUCCAGCACAUUGGGACGAUUUAAGAAUAAUAAUAUUAAUAACGAAAGUAAUAAUAUUAAAUGCGGGUGGACCCAUUCGGUUUGUGUUUGCGAAUCCCAGCAUAACUGUUUCUGAUGUGUGUUUGCUGCUGACUAGAAACACUGAGGCCCUUUGUAAGAGUCUGUCUCCUCCUCUCUCUAUCUCCUGUCUGUCUCCUUCUCUCUCUUUUUCUUUCUGCUUCGCUGACCUGACCUCCCUCUCUCUUUCACUGUCUGUCUCCCUCGCUCUCUCCAUCUCUCUCUCCCCUAGCCUGCCUGGUUUGACCUCCCUCUUUCUGCAGAGUGAAAUGUGAGCUUGGCCAUAGCGCUCUAUCUUUCCUUCUCUCUCUCUCUGUCUCUGCCACUGGGGAGUUGCGUUUGGACGAGGCUCGGGGACACUGAGGCUCUUUGUGCCGCCCAGCCAGACUGGCCCAUCCCAAACAAACAGCCGUUAAAGAGUCAGGCCUUCACAGAAACCCUGCCACUGGCCCGGUUCAGGAAUAUCAAUGAGGGGCCAGAAGAAUGCUGCGCCCGGCAAAGAUCUUAGACGCUAAGGCAGUUGUCCACAAGUACAGGCAGGGGGUGCAUUGUAGUGCCGUAACAUAAUCUUGUAACAUAACACAAUUAACUUUAGAUAUUCGAUUAAUUCUUAUUCAGAUACGGAAGACGAUGCAAAAUGUUUGCGUUAUUAUUCCUAACUUAUUCCUAAGUUAUAGGAAUGAGGAAUGGAAGUCUGGAUCAAUGUUGGCAAUUUAAAUUCAACACAAAUUUAAUUGAAACCAAAAAUUGCCAUGACAAAUUAACCCUCCCUUUUACAUGUAGUUUACUUUGAAGCUGAAGUUUCAGCAUUAGCUAGGCAACAGUGGCUAAGUCAGCCUAGUUAGCAUCGGAGGGGAAUUUCGCUAAUGUUUCCAAAUUUAAAUGGUUAAGAUAUAGUUUGAAUGUCAGAAUUAUUCACAGUUGUGGUGAUAGGAACCAGAUGUCUGAAUAGAUUAAUGCCUCUAAAAGCUUCUUAACAGAAAGCAGCUACAUGAAAUGGUUAUGAAUACACUGCCGGAUGCCUGAAACUUUGUUUUAUGAUCGUUUUGAGGAAAAUUGUUGGCCUAAAGUCUGUUCAUGUUGGAGGGGUACAUGCCAGGCUUUGGAAGGUAAAGUGGUGCCCAAAGAAAACGUAUCUUUUCAGGUUUUAGUGACACUUUAUUUAGAGUGGUUCUUUUAAAUGAAACAAACACUCAACAGAGUCAAAAUGUCAAAAACAUAUGAGGCUUAGGAUUAGGGCCAGGGUGAGGG